UAACCCCUUUCUUUCUCUCCAUCGUCGACAAUGGCGGAGAAGGGUGCGAAGCGAUCGUCGGAGGAGGGAUCCUUCGAGCUGUGCGAGGUGUGCAGGGUGAACCACGCACAUGGGCGCCGCCACAGGUACUUCCCCUCGCACCUCCGCGCCGUCUCCGCCCUCCUCUCCCGCUUCCGUGCCAAGCUCUCCGACCUCCGCUUCUUCCUCCGCCAUCCGUCCCCUCUCUGCUCGAAGCAAGCGCACAUCAACCGCCUCUAGUGCCCCUUCUGCGCCCUCG
This is a messenger RNA of Ananas comosus (pineapple), 277 nucleotides long. Its product is annotated as TITAN-like protein. Lineage: Eukaryota; Viridiplantae; Streptophyta; Magnoliopsida; Poales; Bromeliaceae. The coding region runs from base 31 to 258 and encodes 75 amino acids. The record is from RefSeq and is a predicted model, not a curated record. The transcript has a single exon.